UUCGUCUCCUGUAUAUGUUGGGUGCAGAGCUUAGAAACAACACACAAACGUCCAUGAAAGUCAUAUUGGAAUAAUGGAACGAGACAGGUCAAAACCAAUCCCCUGUGUUAUGGUUUAUACCAUUUUGAUGCUUGCUUUAGCAUUAAAUGUCUAUGCUGAGGAGGGGACAAUUGUAGAAACUAAACAAGGCAAAGUCAAAGGUUAUCAACUACAUUCUGGAUCAGUCAUUGCCUAUCUAGGAAUACCUUAUGGAGAGCCCCCAACAGGAACACAUAGGUUCAAAAAGCCAGAGCCUCGAAAACCAUGGGAAGGUGUUUAUGAUGCUUCAAAAUUUGGUAAAUCAUGUUAUCAAAAAAGAGAUGAAGCUUUUGCGAGUUUUCCUGGUACAAACAUGUGGCAAGUCAACAAUGAAAUGAGUGAAGAUUGUCUAUAUUUAAAUGUCUGGGUUCCAUCUUCUAAGCCAAAGUCUGCACAGGUAAUGGUAUUUAUCUACGGUGGAGCUUUCCUUGCCGGAACUUCAUCACUGGAGGUAUAUGACCCAAGUAUUCUUGCUUUCUCUGAGGACAUUAUUUUGGUGUCGAUGAACUACAGAGUUGGGGCCCUUGGUUUUUUGGCAUUACCAGGUAAUAAGGAUAUACCAGGAAAUGCCGGCAUGUUCGAUCAACAAUUAGCUCUUCAAUGGGUUCAUGAAAACAUUGCAGCUUUUGGGGGGAAUCCUGACAGUGUUACCUUGUUUGGACAUAGUUCUGGGGCAGCAUGUGUAGGCCUUCAUUUACUUUCUCCUGGAAGCCAACAUUUCUUUAACAGGGCUAUUAUGCAAAGUGGUUCUGUUAGUGCUGGAUGGGCAAUAAGUACCCAUAAAAGAGCUAAGAGACUGACUCUGAAACUAGCGGAGCUUUUGGCAUGUCCAGUUGAUGAUGAGGAUGCACUGGCGGCAUGUCUUCAAAAUACAGAUCCUACAAAAAUAGUCGAGAAGCAAUUUUUUGUUGAGAUAGUUCACCCUUUUGCUCUCACACGCAUUAUACCAGUUAUUGAUUUUGACUUUAUUAGUGAUAUGCCAAAUAAUGCUUUAAAACAAACGUUAAAGAAAACUGAAAUUUUAAUAGGUGGAACCAAGGAUGAUGGAAAUCCUUUUACCAUAUGGGGGGCACCUGGUUUUAGAAGAGAACAUGACAGUCUUAUAAACACAGAACAACUAAUACAAGGAAUUACCAGGUUCUUCCCGACAGCUGGAGACAUUGGAACUGAAGUCAUUUUAUUUGAGUAUAAAGAUUGGGAGGAUGAACAGAGCAUGGAGAAAAACAGAGAAGCCAUGGAGCUUAUAUUACGAGACUAUUACAUGAUUUGUCCAAUGAAAUAUUUCACUGAUGAAAUGGUAAAACAUAAAACAAAUGUAUAUUUUUAUGAAUUUAACCAUCGGUCCUCCCAAGAAAUUUGGCCAGAAUGGAUGGGCGUUCUUCACGGUGCUAUCCUACCGUUUAUGUUCGGAAAACCGCUUAGUAAAGGAAGCAAUUUCACCGAAGAAGAACAAAUGCUCAGCAAAAGAAUAAUGAAAGUUUGGGGCAAUUUUGCCAGAACUGGAAUACCUCAUGAUGAUGAUGACAACGCAUUCACCUGGUCUCCAUACACUGAUCAAGAACAAAACUACGUAGUGAUGAAGACUGGAAACUGGGAAGUUCAAAGAAAUUUAUAUUCUAGACGUUGCCACUUUUGGAAUUCCUUCCUUCCCAAACUUGUGGAUAAAGUUGGUAAAAGCUUUGACGGAAAUUUAUGGAGUUAUUCUCUGAAUACUGAACAAUCGUGCCGAAGGGAUGCCCAUCCAGAAGAGUCGUCUGAUUCCUGUCAAUCUGUUUAGUUCUAUAGACCAAAAGAUCCCCCGAUUUUAAU
Molecule: messenger RNA, 1887 nt
Organism: Hyla sarda
Lineage: Eukaryota; Metazoa; Chordata; Amphibia; Anura; Hylidae
Product: acetylcholinesterase-like
Exons: 4
Coding region: 74-1855 (593 amino acids)
Biological process (GO): choline metabolic process; acetylcholine catabolic process
Cellular component (GO): plasma membrane
Molecular function (GO): acetylcholinesterase activity
Source: RefSeq, a predicted model, not a curated record